AUGACUGAGGCGGAGUGGAUUGGAGAACAGAAUUCAACCCACAUUCUUAGCAAUAACACAACUGGUAUUAUCACACCUGGCCAGAUGUCCAGCCAGAUAUUUGUGCAACUGGGACAAGCUUCGUGCCCGGUGUCCCGACUUUAUAGCAUCAGCUGGGCAACUGAAACCAAACGUGAUGAAAACCAGAAAGGAAACAGACCCAAAAUAAAAGGCAUGUUGAAGUUCACUUCUAUGGAGAAGCCCAGUACUGUUGGUUUUGCUGCAGCUCUAGCUUUCAUCUUAGGGAAUACACUUAGGGUUAACAUUUUAAAUUGCCUCCCAUGUCUGAGGUUCACAGACUUUCUGACCACGGGAUUAAAUCUUACUAUUCAACUAGGGAGCAGAUGUCCUCCCAGAACAGCAAAUAGAGAAAAUUCUGGAGGCCUCCUACAGCAGGAAGGAUUCGGACUCCCUGAAAUCUGCGAGAGCCAGAGGAGCUCUGCUCUGUCUGAAACUACUGCUGUGACUAGUAGCUGCGCUCUGACUCCGAUUUUCAUGAAAACGGGUGUCGUUUUCAUGAGAGAAGAACCUUGGAUUUUUUUUCAAGUCUUCCAAGGACUUCGAAGCAAACUUAAGGAAAAGAAGAAGAACCUCAUGCACCAGAAACUUUCAGAACCUAGAACUCGGAUAUCCGAGGGCUGUAUUUUCCAUAGAGAUGCAGUACUACUUCAAAUCCAACUGACGGCUGAUUCAACAGAACUGAUUUCAUGGUCAACAUUUCUUGGCAUCAUGGAUGGAUACGAUCGUGAAUUCACAACUUCUCUAGAUGAUUACGACUACAACAUCACGGAAGACGUCUUUUGUGAGAAAUCUAAUGUCAGGCACUUUGCAAAGAAUUUCAUCCCACCACUCUACUGGACUGUGUUCACCACGGGCAUUUUAGGGAACGGCCUAGUUAUUAUGGUCUUUUGGUAUUGUACUCAGAUAACGACCAUGACUGACAUGUUCCUCCUGAAUCUGGCCAUUGCAGAUCUCCUCUUUCUCUUCACUCUCCCCUUCUGGGCGGUUGCAGCUGCUGACCAGUGGAAGUUCCAGGAUACCAUGUGCAAAUUGGUCAGCAGCACAUACCAAAUGAACUUCUACAGCUCCAUGCUUUUUCUCAUGUGCAUCAGCAUGGACCGGCACAUUGUGAUCGUCCAAGCCACGAGAGCUUAUAGCUGGAGGCAGAAAAGGGUCAUUUACAGCAAAAAGAUUUGCAUCUGCGUCUGGGUGGUGGCCAUGGUUCUCUGUAUUCCGGAACUCGCCUUUAGCCAAACCAUGGAGAUGAAUAAUGUGAAGAUCUGCACGGUGGUUUACCCUGAUGAUGGAACUACCAGACUCAAGGCCUCGUUCCUGAUGCUGAGGUUCAUUCUGGGAUUCUUCCUUCCCUUCUCGGUCAUAGUCUGUUGUUAUGCCACCAUUAUCCACACGCUGCUUCAAACCAAGGGGUCAUCCAAGCACAGAGCCUUCAAGGUGGCCAUUGCAGUCCUCAUUGUUUUUAUCAUCUCCCAGUUCCCAUUCAACAGCCUUCUGUUGGUGAAGACCAUUGCUACCUUUAAGCCUAGUGAAGACAGGGCAUUUAUCUCCAGCUGUGCCAUCUCUACUAACCUUGACAUAGGUUACCAGGUCACCCAGACCUUGGCAUUCUUCCACAGCUGCCUGAACCCAGUUGUCUACGUGUUUGUGGGCACGAAGUUCCGCCAGAAUCUCAGAAAAGUCCUGAAGAAACUGGGGUGCAUCAGAAAGACCCCUUGGUUCUUAGCUUGGAGGGAAGGGAAGGGACUGAGCUCCACAAUGUUGGAAACAACAUCCGGGCCACUGCCCCAUUAAGAGGUCCUCUCGCUCACCAAGAUUCAGAACUAACUUUCCACCUACCAUCUGGCAGGA
Molecule: messenger RNA, 1905 nt
Organism: Tachyglossus aculeatus (Australian echidna)
Lineage: Eukaryota; Metazoa; Chordata; Mammalia; Monotremata; Tachyglossidae
Gene: CCR9
Product: C-C motif chemokine receptor 9
Exons: 8
Coding region: 1-1848 (615 amino acids)
Biological process (GO): G protein-coupled receptor signaling pathway; immune response; chemotaxis
Cellular component (GO): membrane
Molecular function (GO): C-C chemokine receptor activity
Source: RefSeq, a predicted model, not a curated record